Molecule: messenger RNA, 5327 nt
Organism: Anopheles coluzzii
Lineage: Eukaryota; Metazoa; Arthropoda; Insecta; Diptera; Culicidae
Product: TWiK family of potassium channels protein 7
Exons: 6
Coding region: 1408-2706 (432 amino acids)
Biological process (GO): stabilization of membrane potential; potassium ion transmembrane transport
Cellular component (GO): membrane
Molecular function (GO): potassium ion leak channel activity
Source: RefSeq, a predicted model, not a curated record
UAAUCUCUUCUAUGUGGUAAAAUUAGUUAUACGCGAGACUCGGGUGUGUGUGAACAACAACGCUGCAUUUAUCUGCGGAAAAUAACAUUUGACAUGCCUCCAACAAACCAGGUGCACAUUGCAGCAUCCUGAUGCUAUGUGCAUAUGCCACAGUCAGUAGUUUGCAUGAAUGUGAAAUAUUACCGUUCGUGAUAAAACAGUUGUUAAAAAAAUGUUUCUGUCUUUAGCCGCUGAAAAAGGCAUCACUAGCCUAGUGAUACGCGAAUAGUUGUACACUGGUAUAUUGCAUCUCAUCUAGUAUCAUAAGCUAUGCAUAUGUGUUGUGCUUCGUCGGAGUUACUUUCCUAUGUGGCAAUGUUCCUGUAAUCCCGUUUUCUUUUUCUAAGCUCAACAAACUUUACUGUGAGCGCUGUGGUACACUGAGAACCAAAAGAAUGCGAUGUCUUUUCGACUCCACACUGUACGAAAUUUAUUUGUGGAAAUGGCCGCGUUUGUGCAAAAAAUAGAAUAGUAUGCGGUUUCCAUGUAUCCGUAUUGUAUCCUUUGUGGGUGGAAGCUCAUGUGACAAUUUUCUAGUGGAAAUGCCAUAAUAUCUGGUUUACGGUGCUUAAAGGGAACAAAUACGUGGAUCUAAUAUGCAAAACAGCAAGAGAAGAGCAUCCAAUCCAACGAGUAGAAAACUACUAUACCUUUUCAUCAGACAACUUCUCAAUCCCAUAUGCUGUGAAUGAGCGCGUGCAUGAGAAUAUUGAGUAAGGUGUGGCACAAGAACGGAUAAGUGGCAGAAGAAAUGUGAAUGAUAGAAAAAGGAAAUAAUUUGCGUUUUAUUACUAGCCUUAGUGCACGAUAUAAGAAAAAUCGAUGAAGUUUCAGUGCGGGUGGAUAAAGAUUGUCUCAUAAAUAAGAUAAAACCAGGGCUACAUUUGAGAAGCAGCAUAGUGAAGAAAGAAGAAUUCCUCUCACAACAAAUUCGCUCGCUGAUGGUGCUCAUUUUUUUACUUUUUUUUAUUUUUCUACAAGGGUGAAGUUUCAUCUUCUCAUUGCCUUCGAUCUCCUGGCAAAGUUAUAUUGUUCAAAUCAAAAGCCCAAGCUUCCAAGACCUAAAUCAAAUUAUGAUGCUCGUUUUUCUUACUAAAAAAACGGAAAGUAUGUGCAGUUUUUGGUCUUUUAUUAACGAAAUUCGCCUCGACAUCACCGAGAUAAAAUAUAUUCCAACGAAAGAGUAAAAGAACAUCCACACGAGGAAGGAUUUACCACAACCAUACGGAUUAGCAGUAGUGUUGGACACGUCCAGAAACUGAGCAAAAGCAAAGCAACUGCCGAUAAGCUACGCUUUUAAAUGCGUACAAACACUCAAGUUUGAGGAUCAAAACAUUUUUAAACUCAAUAAAUCAAUAUUUUCCAAUUAUGAACACUAAACCACCGCUUCAAGUUUCGAAUUUUAUUGGCGGUGGUAGCACAUCGCGACCACAAAGUCCGUCGCUUUGUUUUUCUACCACAUCAUCCAAGAUAGAUAAAAAUGAAUCGGUAUCUCUCUGCGGAUGUCAGCAAGCCCCGAAAUCUCAAUGCGCUUCCGCGCUAGGUGUUUUCGUGCUGGUUUUAGCGUACACUGCGCUUGGAUCUGUACUUUUCGUCACACUUGAAGGAGAUGGGGAAGAUGGCGAUAUUAUUGAGACUUCUGUUGCUGCAUCCAAACCAUAUCCUAGACACGAGUUAGUUAGUGCAGAAAUGCGCCUUAAAACUGUGGAUCGGUUAUGGUCGAUUACUGAGGAUUUAAACAUACUUUAUAAAGAAAAUUGGACUCGUUUGGCUGCCCAGGAAGUCUUACAUUUUCAGGAUACAAUAAUACGUGCGGUACGAGCAUCUCGUACCCAGCAGGUGACCAAUGUACAGCAAAAUACACGACCUUACAAAUGGACUUUCGCUUCCGCUUUCCUUUACUCGUUAACAUUGAUAACCACAAUAGGUUUUAGCGGAAUUUCUCCACGAACUCAAUGGGGACGUGUAGCGGCAUUGAUCUAUGCACUUUUUGGUAUACCCAUCAUACUACUAUACCUUUCAGCCAUUGGGGAAGGCUUAUCGAGCGGUAUGCGAUGUCUCUUUCGUCGGCUACGACCCAACCGUUCUCCUUCUGGGAGUACCAACAAUAGCAACAGCAGCAAUUCAAGCAUUGGCAGUGUCAGCGUUCCCAUGAGCAGCAAAGCAACCGUAGCCGAGCUGCAGAAACGGUCGCAACAACAGAGCUACCAUCAAUCCUGGAACCACGGUGGCACUACCAUUCAUGAUCCCUGCGCAUACGCCCUCAACGCUCACGGUUUGCGUGGGGGGAUGGCUACAAACAGUAAAAUGCACUCCCAGUCCGUUGUACCAAUAUCGAUCUGCAUUAUGAUAUUGAUUUGUUAUAUUACCCUCGGGGCGGUACUGUUUCAUAAACUGCAGCCUUGGGGAGUUUUAGAGAGUCUUUACUUUUGUUUCACCUCCCUUGGUACUAUCGGAUUUGGCGAUCUCAUGCCAAAAGGCACUGUUGCACAAUACGCAGCAUCAGCAUACAUCAUUAUUGGCAUGGCUGUCGUGGCGAUGUGCUUCAGUCUCAUUCAAACGGAGCUCAUUAUUUGGUUGAAGAAGUUUACUAUCCCCGAAUCACUUCCUACAUCCACGGAGGAUGUUGCUCUCGUCUCAGUAGCUAUGACACCGAUAAAAUCUUGACAACGACCAAAUGAUCUCAUUCCCAACGAAUACAACUCUCUUCCGCGCCGUUCUAGCGCAUUUCAUCGCAACACUCCGGCACGACGCUCUGCUGGUAUUAUGGAGAAUCACAUGGAAUAUUUCGUACCACGAAGCGUAAGUGAAUUCAAUCUGUCGGGUGUAGGUGAUCUAGCGCUUCCUCCAGCUAAACGCAACCUCUCUACGCAACACGCAGCUAGCUCUACCAUGCUAGCCGCACCAAAGCCACGAGAGAAAAUGGUAACGUUUGAGGACGAAUCAAAAUUUUUGCAUGGCUUGCCUACCACACCGAGAAAGCCGACCCUGACCAACGAUGUGUUUAUGUGACGUGACGGGUCCGGUAAUGGUGAGACGCCUCCGUCGAACCAGUAUCCUAAUGAUGUGAUUAAGGUUUGAUAUUGCUAGAAAACCAAGAUCGCUUUGCCUGCUUUUAAUUUAUUUAAUUCAUAAUUACCAAAAGCUUGUUUUCGCAACUCCAAUGGCGAACGCAAUCAGAUCGAUAAAACGGCAAGUGAAUGUAUAUCACGUGUGAAUAGAGACAUAAUGAAAGUUUUAAUAAUCCAAAUCAUCCAAAUGAUGUUUGAUAUGCUUCAUAUUCUUUUUUCCUUGCAAAAUAAGGCUACAGAAGUUUGCGAAUUUAUCCAAAAGACCAACCAUUCCGAUAACAUCUCAUGCGCUACAUUAAGAAUGAACGGGUCUACAAUAUUAGGUUCAUUGAGGAGGUAAAAAUCGUGCCAAAUAUUACGUGCAAAGUAGGUAGUAAAUAAGUGAGUGAGACUAAACAAGCAUUCCUUGAAUAGUGACAUUCAUUGAAUAUGAAGUGAACGAAAAUCUGUACUGCACUAUCAUAACUAAUUGAACCCCGUUAAUAACGUCGAUCAACACUGUACAUAUUUUGUUGUAAAAUUGUGAGGCCAAUAAAAACCAAAUUUACAUAGAUAAAUAUGCUGGUGCUCUAAUUGUCGAAACAUGAAGAAAUACUUAGACGCUAUAAUGCUUUGUCUCGUAGUAUAGUCGUCAACUCGUACGACUUAACAACAUGCUCGUCAAUCCCCAAAUGGACCGUGACUAUCCUGCUAUGGUGGAAAAUCAAUUAGUCACUGAAAGCCCAUUAAUGUUAAUUGGUUAAUUGGCCCAUUAAGAAGCCCACAAAUGGUACAGGCAGGCCUUGACCGACAACGGUUGUUGAGCCAAAGAAGAAGAUGAUAAUGCCUAUUAACAUACAUUUUCUUUGCUCUUAUCCUGCAACACUGACACUGGGGGCUUGCUGAAAAUUCAACCAUCCAACCAAAGUUCAACCGUUGAGAUUAUCAGUAUGUUAUUUUACUUCAAUCAUCAAGUUUACAGCUAUUGUAUGUUUUCCUCUAUGUCGAAAUAUGACUGAAGUAUCCUGCAAUACCUGCGUCUGCACCCAUAUGCUUUUACUGUUAAUCCGUUUGAAACCUGCUGAACUGGGUUUUUUUUUCUCAAAAAUUAGUGUACAGGCGGUCCCCGAGAUACACGGUACCUCUUAUACGCGGAUUCGGAGAUACGCAGUUUUCUAAAUUUGACAAUUCUUUGAGCAAAUUGUACUGAUUUGACACAUCAAUUGCAAAUUGCCAAAUACAUAAUUUCCGUUUUGAUCGAAUGUUAAAAACUAUUUCAAAAGGUUUAAAACAGUUAUAUUCAGUCAGAAUCAUAUCAAAUAAUUCAUAAAGUGACUAAAACCGCCCCCUACUUGCAAAAUUACACGAAAAUUUGUGAUAUUUUAGCUGGAAAUCACGAGAUUCGACUUACGCGGAAAUUCGAGAUAUGCGGUAUUUUGCGGCCAUUUUCGGUCCCCAUUAACCGUGUAUCUCGGGGACCGCCUGUAUAAUAUAGUUACAGUGAAGCGCCAUUUAUCCGGGUACCUUUUAUCCGACUAUCCAUUUAUCCGUGCUGUUGAGAAAUGACAGUUCAAUACAAAGAUGACUUAAGUCAUAAUUAAGCAAAUUUGCUUUGUGAGGAGAAUAUUUGAAAAAAAAAGGUUAUCAGAGCACAUUGUCAUAACAAAAAACACUAUAAUUCAUUGCAAAUUUCAAAUAUUCUCUUUGGAAAAACAUAAAGUUAAUAAAAAAAAUUGCUAGUUUGUAUCAAAACAUAAGAUAAAUUUCAAACGAAAAUCAAGAAUAUGUGCUUAAAUAUAUUCUUUGACUCAUUAUCCGUGUUAUUCGCAUAUCCGGCCGAGGUCAAGUCCUGAUGAGCCCGGACAAACGGCGCUCCACUGUAUAUUCUUUGAUUCCAUGCUAAUUUUUUACUAGCUCUCCGAAAUCUCCCAUGGUAGACUAAAGUCUUUCCCCGAGUUACGCGAAUAAUGCGUUCCGGAGACAUCCGGUAACUCGGAAUUUAGCGUAUGUCGAAUAUCACGUUUUCCAGCCAAACUAUGCUUGAUUUAUAAUGAUUUUGGAUUGAAUUUAGUUCAUUUAUGUAAUUUAUCACGUAUUUGAUGCAAUUGGUCUACACCAGCUGUGUCAAACUCAUUUCACCAGAGGGCCGCAAGUACAGAUUUUCAGUGAUUCGCGGGCCGCAAAGUUGAGAAUAAAAAAUAUACCUCAAUAUUUAUAUAAAAUACUGUAAAAUCAUUA